Molecule: messenger RNA, 936 nt
Organism: Echinops telfairi (small Madagascar hedgehog)
Lineage: Eukaryota; Metazoa; Chordata; Mammalia; Afrosoricida; Tenrecidae
Product: olfactory receptor 4C46-like
Exons: 1
Coding region: 7-936 (309 amino acids)
Biological process (GO): G protein-coupled receptor signaling pathway
Cellular component (GO): membrane
Molecular function (GO): olfactory receptor activity; G protein-coupled receptor activity
Source: RefSeq, a predicted model, not a curated record
AAAUACAUGGAGAGUAGCAACAAUGUGACCGAGUUUGUUCUCUUGGGGCUCACAGAAAACCCAAAGAUGCAGAAAAUCAUAUUUACUGUGUUUUUCGUCAUCUACACCAUUACUAUGGUAGGAAACAUGCUCAUUGUGGUCACCAUCACUGCCAGUCCAUUGUUGGGGUCGCCCAUGUACUUUUUUCUGGCCUAUCUCUCCUUUAUCGAUGCUUGUUAUUCCUCCGUCACCACCCCGAAACUGAUUAUAGAUUCAGUCCAUGAAAAGAAGACCAUCCUAUUCAAUGGAUGUAUGAUCCAAAUCUUUGGAGAACAUCUUUUUGGAGGUUCUGAGGUGAUUCUUCUUACUGUGAUGGCUUAUGACCGCUAUGUGGCUAUCUGCAAGCCCUUGCACUACACAACCAUCAUGAACCGGAGAGUGUGUGGCCUAUUUAUGGGAGUCUCCUGGGUGGGAGGUCUUCUUCAUGCAACUAUACAGAUCCUUUUCAUAUUUCGAUUACCCUUCUGUGGCCCUAACAUCAUCGACCACUUUAUGUGUGAUCUGAACCCUUUGCUCAAUCUGGCCUGCACUGAUACCCACACUCUAGGGCUCUUUGUUGCUGCCAACAGUGGGUUUAUCUGCCUGUUAAACUUUCUCCUCUUGCUAGUCUCCUAUGUAGUGAUCCUGUAUUCCUUAAGGACCCACAGCUUAGAGGGGAGGCGCAAAGCCCUCUCAACUUGUGCUUCCCACAUCACAGUGGUUGUCUUAUUCUUUGUGCCCUGCAUAUUUGUGUACAUGAGACCUGCAGCUACUUUAUCCAUUGACAAAGCAGUUUCUGUAUUUUACACUAUCAUAACUCCCAUGUUAAAUCCUUUAAUCUAUACUUUGAGAAAUGCCCAGAUGAAAGAUGCUAUUAUGAGACUAUGCAGCAGGAAAGCUAUCUCAGUUGACAGAUAA